AAAUGGGAAAACUUUAAGCAUGGUCAAAACUCGGUUUACUUUUGCGGAAAUGAUGAAUAUCCUACUUUUGUAAACACUGUUUCGUUUAUUUUACUCACCGUGGAGAAAAUCUUACAUAAUCCGAUCAAGCACAAACAGAUGAGUUUGAUUAGCACUACCAAUGGUCUAUAAAACUUCGUGAACAAGGAUGGUCGAAGUGAUUGAUGAAAACUAUACGAAUACGAAGAUCUAUAAAUGAGAACAAUGUUGCUUUUUCUGCUGGAUUAUAUUUGAAAUUUGAAUAUUGUUUUCUGGCAAAUGCCUGACCCGCCUAACGAGCUGAGAUGAUGGUACAAUGACUAAGAAAUGUUUCUUUUUAGGAUAAGUGCGCUGCCAUCGUCAUCGAAGUCGGCAGGCAAGAGAAAGAGAAUUACCCAACCUUCAUCGAGUGUAAGGAAUAGAAAAUGUGUUUCCUUUUUAACGUGGAAAUGAGGAAGAGCUACGUAGCACAGAGCUAGACAAGCACGAUGGCAUAUCCAUUCGACCAUGAAAUCAGUGCUUCAUCGGUGGUUGGUGCCCGAGCUGUAAGUCUUCAUCAAUCGAGUGUCAAGGAACAACGCAAACUUGAGGAUAAUCUUCAAUCAUUGUCCAAAGAAAUGCGAUCACGCAUGAACCAACUAGACUCGGAGACGAGUGAAAUGCGUCGUCACGCCGUCCGGAUGUUUGAUUCCGUACGACGAAAAGAACACCAGAGAAUGACGCAGUCGCGUCAAGAAAUAGCCAACCUACACUCAUCGGGAAGUUCAGAUGAUAUAGCCAGUCUCUUCUCGGGACCUUCUUCGCGAGCAAAUUCCGCUGGACGUUUGAAAACGGCGCAGUUACCGCGUCGCCCAAGUAAAUCAAGCGAUGGGGCGCCGUCACAGAUAUCACUUAGCCGGUGCUACUCAUCACCAGCGUCCAUUGAUAAAGUCGGUCCAACUUUAGAUGUGGAGCUCGCAACAGAACCGAAAGGUGAUUUCAGUGAUGAGAGUAUUGCCGCAGACGCAGCUUCCAUUCCAGUUACAGACCUGCCAAACUUCUGCACCGGACGAGAACUUGGAAUGAUUGGGGAAAUGGUGACCAAUGAAGAUGUGAACGAGAGCAACGACAACACUGUCUUGGACCAUAAACCAAACCACUCAAAAGUUGAGUCGUCACCACUUUUACUUAGAAGGCAUUCGCAGACUAAUUUGAACCUGAGGUCGACAUCGAAUAUAGGGGACGAGCGUGCAAAACUAAUGACCAGACGUCGACGCACUUCGGACAUCGUUAAACCUGUGACCACUGCAGCUGGAGUGAAACCUUCCAGACGACAUAGCUCUCACGAGCCUGCUUUCUUGACAAAUACAGCGGGAACUCGUAGCAACCAAGAGCUUUUACUACAUCGUACAUCAUCAGUUAACUUGCCUCCUCUACGACACCCAUCAUACACUGGACGUCGUAGUGUCCAUUCUGACAGUCAAAUCAUGUCCCCACCUUUGUCUCCGAACGACUCACCGCGCAGCGUCGUCGGUGCUCGUCACAACCAAAAUGCGUCAUUUCGACGCGCAUCUCACACCGAAUCCUCUCCGUGUAUCAUGAAACAAACCUUUGCCUCGACACCUAGGCGGAGCGUGUCACAAGUAGUUGGUGAGCUGGUACACAUCGAGGAAAUCCGACGUCAUUCCAGAGGUACUUCCUUGCAGGAUGGUGUUCGCAAAGCUCGAGGAGCGUUGCAAAGCAAAUCAUUCCCGUUCAACAGCACACAAAGGGCUGAUGUUGCUUGUACGUCCAUGUCCAAGACACAAUCCCUGGGGGAUAUAUUUGAUGAACUUAAAGACUGCCGAUAUUUACGGAUCUCAAACCAAGACUCUACUGCUUAAUGAUAAAGAUAUAGACUGUGUUCCUCAGGAAUCCAUAAAGCUCAAAGAUUUAAUCAAUUAGAUUGAAAAAAAUAUAUACAAAGACUACAAGGAAUGACGUGGCCUCACAUGCCAUGAUCAUAUGAUGAUUAUGCCUUUUUCGUUCCUUUAAACGACAGAGGAUUAUUCUUUAGUUUUAGCGCUGUUUUGUUAAGGCCUACAUUAUUACAUGAUUAAUAAAUCCACUUUUAUAUGUAAUGCCUAGUUAAUCACUCCACUGGCCGUACGCAGCGAAGGGGGCGGAUGCCUUCAAAAAUAUUUCAUUUUACUGUACAUUUUCACAAAAUUCACCAAAAGUGUGUAAGAAAUCCUUCAAUAUCACUUUACAAAGUGCAGAAGAGUCUCAUAACAAGCUUGGUCCUUUCGCUUUCAAGUUUCUUAGAUUUUCUAAAUGCUCCUUUUCACCCCACCCUCGGAAAUGAAAUGAUUUUCACACCGAGGUUUUUUACCUGACUGCUAAGAAAGCACGAAUGCCUGUGAGCAAGCAACAAGGGGACCAACGGCUUAAAGUCCUUCUUUGUACGGCCAUGUACGAUCACUCAUGUAUGUUCAAAUCAUCUUUCUAAAUAGCAGAUCUGGGGGCCCGUUGCAGAAAAAAGUUGCGUUUAAACGCAAGGCAAAAAUCAAUCGCAAGUUCCAAAUGCGCGCCUUUGAUUGGUUGAUAAUCAAGUUCCGCCUGAUUUUUGGAGUUGCGAUUGACUGCAACUCUUUCUGCAACGGGCCCCUGAUGUAUUCUCUGAGGGAGGAGAAGGUUUGGUGGCUCAGCUAAAAAGAUGACGAUUAGGAGACAUGAGGGACCUGAUGAGAAAGUAAUUAGGCCUACCUUGUACCAAACACUCCCCCAUCA
Lytechinus variegatus (green sea urchin) is the source of this 2766-nucleotide messenger RNA. RefSeq lists its product as uncharacterized. The record is from RefSeq and is a predicted model, not a curated record. The transcript has 2 exons. Lineage: Eukaryota; Metazoa; Echinodermata; Echinoidea; Temnopleuroida; Toxopneustidae. The coding region runs from base 507 to 1880 and encodes 457 amino acids.